Molecule: messenger RNA, 7451 nt
Organism: Dunckerocampus dactyliophorus (ringed pipefish)
Lineage: Eukaryota; Metazoa; Chordata; Actinopteri; Syngnathiformes; Syngnathidae
Gene: tox
Product: thymocyte selection-associated high mobility group box
Exons: 10
Coding region: 460-2232 (590 amino acids)
Biological process (GO): regulation of transcription by RNA polymerase II; leukocyte differentiation
Cellular component (GO): nucleus
Molecular function (GO): chromatin DNA binding
Source: RefSeq, a predicted model, not a curated record
GAAAGCUUUUGUACGAGUGGUGGGUAAAGAAGUACAGGAGCUUCCAGCGCAUCGCGGCACCCUCAGCAGGAAGAAGCCGCAGUGUAGCAGCUUGGAAGCCGGACUGCCUGCACUCUCUUGUCUCAUCGCUUACUGAGGGGGGGGGGGAACUUUUGAAGUGAGUUUUCGUGUUGACAAUUUGGUGGUUAUCAGAGAAGCGCGUAGACGUGAAUGUGUUUGGGGUGACUGGAGCGUGAGAGCCAGCGUGGAGAGGAGCCUUCCAACUUUGUAAGCCUGCUUUUGGCUUCACAAGAGCGGCGUUUGCUUCCCGAAGAGGUUCGUGGAUGUUUCUCCUUGUGUUCGCUCGGGGACUUCAAACUUUGUAAAAAAACAACUAUUAAUUAAUGAAAUCAAGGUUUACUUUGUGAAAGAUAAAACGACGAGAAAGAAGAGCGGGGACAAGUGGAUGUUCAAGGGACCAUGGAUGUGACAGUUUACACGCCUCCUCCUCAGCCUCUGGCCGCGUCAGACCACACCAGACUGGGGCAGCUCUCUUACCCUGACCCGGCCUUCGGGACCAACAAGUUGGAAGGAGACAGCACGUUCCUCAACAUGCAAGAAGCAGGCCUUGACUAUGUUUCAGCUAACCAGUUUCGUGUGCCGCAGCCCCCCCAGCCUCUCAGCAAGGUGACACCUCCUAACCCCGUGUUGCAGCACUGGAGGAGGGACACGCACAUGGGCGACGCACACCGCCUACCCUGGUCCUACCAAGUGGGAGCUUCGGGUGAUGAGGACUUCAACAUUCCGCCCAUUACCCCCCCCACCCUGCCGGAACACAUGCUGCCCCUUCAUCUGCCCCACGAUUCCUCCACUGGACCCUACCCCCCACUGGACACCCCCUCCGGCUCAGCUUCACACCACCCCUACCAGCUGCAGGCCAUGCCUGGGAGUCAGGAUGGCGCCACUAUGCUGAACCAAGAUGGUGGCACCUUCAGCCCAGACGGGGCAGCCAUGACCAGUACUCUAUCUGUGAUGCAGCAGAUGGUGAACUCUGACUCUCGCUUUACCAGCGGCCAACCGCCCAUGGAGGCGGCACUAGGACCCAGGAACCAACUGUCCACCAUCAACCAGUCCCAGCUUGGACUGAGCGGGAACUCGGUUACCCAUAGCUCCCCGUCUCCUCCUGGAAGUAAAUCCGCGACGCCGUCUCCCUCCAGCUCAGCACACGAGGAUGACAAUGAUGAAGGGCUGAGGGGCAUCGUAGGUGAGAAACGUCCGGCGGCCUUUGACAUCUCCAAGAAGGCCAAGACGGCAAAGAAGAAGAAGCGAAAGGACCCCAAUGAGCCGGUCAAGCCAGUGUCAGCCUACGCUUUGUUCUUCAGAGACACUCAAGCCAACAUCAAGGCCCAGAACCCCAAUGCCACCUUCGGAGAGGUGUCCAAGAUCGUGGCCUCCAUGUGGGACGGCCUGGGCGAGGAACAGAAACAGGUGUAUAAGAAGAAGACAGAGACGGCUAAGAAGGAGUACCUGAAACAACUGGCGGCCUACAGAGCCAGUCUGGUCUCUCAGAGUUACAACGAUCCAACCGAGAUGAAGCCGCCCCACUCCUCAUCGACUCCAUCUUCCUCCUCCUCCUCUACCUCCAUGUUCACGUCCAAGCCGUCCGUCUAUGCGGGCCAGCACCCCCAGCACCCGAGCAUGUACAUGUCAUACCCCCACCCGUCCUGCCUCCCGGCCCCUCACCUUCCACCCCCCCACCCUCAGAUCCACCCCCAGCUCCACGCCCUGUCCUCAAGAGGGACCGUACCACGGCCCGGUUUGCCCCAUCAGGGAGGGCUGUCCCUCGGAGGUGUGAUGCCGGCCUCCAACCCUCCUCACCAGGUCAGCCCUCCGCACCACAGCCAGGUUCAUCUGGGGGGGCUGCAUAGUCCUCACCAGCAGCACCAGCAGCUGAGUGGACACUCAAUGGCAGUGACACACUCCCCCACAAUCACGCAGGCUUACUCCCUCCAGCCAGAGUAUCAGCCAAUGGGAGGAGGCCUGAUGAACCGAAGAGGGGUCGACUACCACGAGCUGGGUCGACACAUGCCCGCCCACCACCCGUCUCUGGACUGGAGCGCCGAUUACCAUGGCAACGGGUAUGCGUGGAGGCGCCGUCGUGAGGACGUGUGUGCAGGAAGUGGCGUCCAAAGUGCGGCCCGGGGGCCAUCGGCAGCCGUGGCUGUUUUUUUAUUGGCCCACAGCACAUCCUAAAAAUAGCACUUCAUGAGCAAAGUUGAAAGAAAAAGAAAAAAUCAGCAGUAAUUUGACAAGAAUAAAACCAAAAUAUGAAAAGAAACACAUUGGAUUCUCUGAGAAUAACUUUGAUGAAUAAUAAUGUAAUAUAAUAUAUAAUAUAAUAUAAUAUAAUAUAAUAUAAUAUAAUAUAAUAAAGAAUAAAUAAGUACGUGAAAUAUGAAGAGCUAACAAAACAACGGGUACAUUUUUAGGUUGCAGAAAAGUUCUAAUGUUCCGAGAAGUUAAAGUCGUGAUCACAAGAAGAACGUUUACCAAAAAUAGAAACAACAGCAGAAGUGGAAAUUUGACAGGAAGAAAGUCCAAAUAUGACCAGAAAAAGUAAAUGCGAUCAUUUAGCAGCACAGACGUGACAUCUUGGAGGAAAAGAGAUGAGUUUUUCAAAGCAUCAAAUGACGAGAAACAAUGACCUUGUCAUAUUUGGAGAAAGUUCUCAUCUGAUGUGAAUAAGUCCAAGUUUUACGGGAAUAAUGCGAUCAAAAGAACAUUUAUUGGGGUUAGUGAAGAAAAAGGAUCAUUUGAAAAAAGAAUGAAGGCAAAGUAUGAACACAGUCAAGUCAUGAAAUGAAGAGAAAAAACAGCAUGAAUAGGAAAUAUUCCAGGAAAAAAGUCAUAAUAUGACAAAAAACAUAAAGAAUAAAGUUGCCAUUUUUGGAAAAUUAGGUUGGGAAAAAGUUCUAAUAUUACUGUGGUAAAAUCCAAGUAUUACGAGAAUAAAGUCACAAUGUUACCAGAAAAAAUGUACAAGGAGGAAGUUGAAAUAAAAAUAAAAAAACUUUCUUGUUCAUAAUGAAUAACACAAAGCUGAGAUGCUGGCUUUUUCUUUGAAGAUGAAGACCAUGAGUUGGUCUGGAAAAUGUAGAAGUGGCCCCCGCAUCCUUUUAUUUUUCAGUAUGUGGUCCCCCACCGGAAAACGUUUGGACACCGCUGUUUUAUACAUCAUGUUUUCUCUUAUUAUGUCUACUAUAUUGGUAAAUAGGAGUGUAAAGGUGACUAUAGGGGUGUUAUUUCACGUCUCGAGGGCUCCAAUCAUGUUAAAAUGUGUAUUUAGAAGGUGGUAAACAGGUUUUCUAUGUCUUAUUUUCUCUUAUUAUGUCUACUAUAUUGGCUAAUAGGAGGGUAAAGGUGACCAUAGGGGUGUUAUGUCAUGUCUAGAGGGCUCUAAUCAUGUUAAAACAUGUAUUCAGAAAGAGUUUUCUAUGGCCUAAUUACCAAAAUAGUCCACUUUUAAAGGUGGAAUCCUGCUUUCACUUAACACGGUCAGUCUGGAUCCAAGUAGCCGCCAUAAACCAGGGAUGACUGGAGACGAUUUUCUCUGAGUGCAGUGAAUCAGCUUGAUAUUUGCACACUGACUGACGUGUCACAAACCAACAGAAGCUUAUCCACCAAAAACAACAAUGUUAUUUUAACCCACAAGGCAUGCUAGGUAACUUCCGUGUGGGGAGGUGGGCUGGUGGCAGGUGAGCAUUUGGCAAGCAUUCGGGCUGACAAGCUCCCGGUGGUUUGUGGAUGUGUUAGUCAGCGUGCAAAUGUUCAGCUGGAGGAGGAUUUGGAGGGGGAGGUGCGAGCCGUGCGUCAAAAAUAGACACAUUUUACAGCCGUACGGAUGACUAGCGGUUUAGCGGUUUCUGUCCUUCACUGGCGGCCCACAGUGUAACCAUGCUAGCGUGUUUCUUCCAGGCUAACCCGUGUUCCUCCUGUCCUCCUCCAGAGGUCCUCAGCGAGACAAGUCUUUGUACCUGAGUUAAUCUCCCAGCAAAGUCACCAGCGUCCCUCUACCGCCACACGGCGGGACCUGACUCAAAGCACUAGGACGUGGACUCGCAGCGGACAAAAUCCCAACCAAAGCCAGAAAGAAAAGAGGCAAUGUGCGGCAUCCCUGCGCCCCUGAGAGGGACGUAUGAGGACAGGUCAAAACAGGAAGUGGACAUACUUGCUUCCUGCAUGUGCGUAUCUCUUGUGUGAGUGUAAGGAUGAAUGUGGAGGUCCAUGUACUUGUAUAUACUGUACUGCAAUACCACAAGUACUUGACGAGUCACGCUGAAAAGAACAAAAGCAAACUGCAAUCAUCCAAUCAAAUGACAGCUCUUGAAGAAAGAAAUGUGUUGUUUUUGGGGAAAACAGUUGGAAUAUUCAGAGUUUUAGUGGUUUUUGUUUUCAUAUUUCCAUGACAUGAGUACUUUCUCUUAUCAGCGUGAUCCGUAAAAGUGCAUCAGCCCAAACAGAUGUAGUCGGGCUGGACUAGCGCUUGCUUGUAAAAGGAAUAAAAGAAAUAGAAUCAGUGCGACGUGCGUGUGAAAUACUGUGAUGUCCCUCCCAAAUCCACUUGAGUUUUCUUUGAGGGGGUGGCAGCUCAUCUCUUGCGUGAUGAUUGGGUGCUGAUGAGGAAGAGGGUUUGUGAUUCCACGUGUAGUCGUUGGUCUGCAUGGUCUCUAAGUGUCCAUCUAGAAGCUUCGCUUUCUUGCUUGUCUUUCAUCAACUUUUCUGUGUUUUUGACCAAGAGGAGAUGAGACGUCUCUCGCAGGCUCCCUAUCCUUUUUCUAUUUGAUGUGUUUUGGCAGAUGAAAGGACUCUGGGCAGCAACCAUGAAGAUUUUCUUAUUUUUAGAUUUUGAAAAUGUGUUUGACAAUAAAGUCGGUGCUGCAUUGAUGUGCAGUCGUUACUCCAAACGCUGACGUUUCUUCCUUUCCCACACGUGGCACGUGCUCAUGCAGCCGCGUUUCAUUUCUUUCAGACGUGCUUCAUAACACACUUGUUACUCCCCCCAGUCCAAUUAGCACAACAAGACUCCAGUUCCACUGACUCACGGGUACUCGAUGAAGACUGAAAUAAUAAUAAUGAUGCAUUUCAAAAACUCAAAGACGCUUUACGUGGUAAGCAAAGAAACAGAACACCGGAUUAAGAGAUUGCAAUGUGAUGUAAUUACGAAACAUGUACGUUUCACUGACUCACGAGUACUCAACGAAGACUCCAGUUGUGCUGACUCAUGGGUGCUUGCCCAAGACCCAGGUUUCAUUGACCCACUAGUGCUUGGCGACAACUCUAGUUUCACUGACUCACAAGUACGCAACAAAGACUCUAGUUUCACUGACUCACGGGUACUCAACAAAGACUAGUUUCACUCACUCAUGGGUACUCAACAAGGACUCUAGUUUCACUGACUCACGGGUACUCAACAAAGACUCUAGUUUCACUGACUCACGGGUACUCAACAAAGACUAGUUUCACUCACUCAUGGGUACUCAACAAGGACUCGAGUUCAUCGGUCACCAACACAGUGCCCACGGGCACCAGGUCACCCCCAGAGAGCACAUGAGUCACCCAGACCAGUUAACUGCGAUUCUUUUGGUUGCUAUUUUUGUUUAAAUCACACUUCAUGUAAACUGGAAAGGACAAUAUAUUUAAAAAUACUUCUACAAAUGUUGAAUAUAAAUUACCUCUGACCUAGCAUAGUUCAAAGUUCGGUGUUGCGCAGAUGACCAAAAGAUGGCGUUUGUGGAGCUCACACAAGCAAACCAGUGGAAACAAGCUAGCGGGUGUUUCACAAUGAAGCGGAGGUUUUUUAACCACUGUGAAAGGAACCUCUGAUUUGGUGGCAACGACAAGGCGGCACAAUGUGUAGAGACAUGUCACAAGGUGCCGCACAAGCUACCAUGCUAACUACCCACAGGGCAGCGCACUACCGAGUUAGAAGCAGCUUUGUCUUUUUUUACGAGUUUGGUUAAAAAUACCCCAAAAGAAACCGAAGUCUCGCUUCGAGCAACGCAAAAGGAAAGAAGACCUGAUGCUAACUGCUAAAACUGCAACGGUAAGCAGAGUGUCUGCGAUGUUUUACACGAUUUAUUGUUUGUACAAACAUGGUGCAAAGUCACUGAUGAUUUGUGAAAAGAUGUGGCUCGUGAAAAGGGGACAUUGUCAUUUUCAGUAACUGUUGAACAAGUCAUCAUUUGAAAGUAUUCAUUCUUAAUAAUAACAUAUAGUGGAGUUCAAGGUCAAGAGGUGGCUAUCAAACUGGUAGCCGUUGGCAUUACAGAUGUAGCCCUCGUGUUCCAAAAGGUUGGUGACCCCUGGUCUAGCUUCACUGACUCAAGGGUGCUCCACAAACUUGAAUUUCACAGACUCACAAGUACUCAACAAAGACUCAAGUUUUACUGGCUCACGGGUACUCGCCAAAGACUUGAGUUUUACUGAUUCACAGGUACUUCACAAGUAUUUGAAUUUCACUGACUCACAGGUGCUUGACAAAGACUCGAGUUUCACUGACUUGACAAAGAUCACUUCUCAGGGCACUGACUGGAUGGCAGCUGGACUGUCCAGGUUGUCUCCUCUGGACUGUUCUGGACAGAGAAGGAGGAUGGUUGGAGAGAGGAGUGAGGGACGUCAUCUAUGUUAAGGUUGUCUGUGAAGGUGGGGGGACAAUGCUGUCCUUUCAUCCUUUCCUAAGAGACUCAGUCAUUUAGCCCUUAAGCAAAGUAGCAUGGCCACCUUGCUUUAGAGGGCUUCACGAGCAUCAUUACAUCUGAAUGGGAUGCUAACCAAGGUGGUAGCAGGAACCGAUGAGAGGCCAAACAUCUCCAGUUGCCAUCCAUUCAAUCAGUGGCGAUUGCUCUGAGACUGCAAGGAAAGCUCAGCUUCUCCUAAAAUGUCCCCAAAAAGUGGUGAAAUAUGUUGUGCUGUGUUUCAUUUCAUUGACUAAACCCUGAACUGGACGGUGUUAGAAUCCCAAUUCUACCUCUGACACCUUGUCUUGCCCUAGAUUUGCCCAUUCAUGAGAAUCAAGUGGUGUCCCAAUUCUCCUUAAACCGAGGGGGAAGGGAGAAGUGCUAAGGGGUACACACCCCUUGAUAGCAAGUGUGGUCGCUUGAAACGAAGGGGAAGGCGGAGCUCCAAUGCCCGCUGACAAGACGGAAGCACGGAGACCGAAAGAAACACAUAAAUGAGAUGCUGAACCAAGUGAAGUCAGCCCUCUGCUACACCACACGGCACUCCAGCACCUUUCAAAAGCUACAAUCUCAGUGUGGAAAAGACAAAUACAACAAAAUGCAAUUCUGGGCUUUCUUACAAAACAAUGGGAGAGAACAUGAACAUGGCCAAAGCAGGGAGGUUUUUAAACCUUCAAAUGAUGCUUGAUAAGGUUUAUACAUUUGCUGAUGACAUUUGUGAUAUUGUUAUUUCUA